CCCGGAGCCCGCCGCCUCUGCAGCCCCACCAGUGGAACCCAGCGACACGCCGAGCAGCGCUUUUGGUACGAGAUGGCCAUGACUAACCCCUCCCCAAUGGGCCCGUGGAAGAUCACGGUGUACGACCAGGAGCACUUCCAGGGCAAGCGCAUGGAGUUCACCGCCAGCUGCCAGAACAUCAUGGAGUGCGGCGUGGACAACAUCCGCUCCCUCAAGGUGGAAUGCGGCGCCUGGGUGGGCUACGAGCACUCCAGCUUCUGCGGCCAGCAGUUCAUCCUGGAGAAAGGGGACUACCCACGCUUUGAGGCCUACAGCGGGAGCAACUCCUACCGCAUCGAGAGGAUGAUCUCCUUCAGACCCGUCUGCUGCGCAAACCACAAAGACGCUCGCAUGACCAUCUACGAGAUGGAGAACAUGAUGGGCCGCCAGUUCGAGCUGUCUGACGACUACCCCUCCCUGCAGGCCAUGGGCUGGUUGAACAACCAGGUCGGAUCCAUGCAAAUCCAGAGCGGCGCCUUUGUGUGCUACCAGUAUCCAGGCUACCGAGGCCAGCAGUACAUCAUGGAGUCAGACUGUCGCGGAGGCGAGUACAAGUCUUACCGCGAGUUUGGCUCCCAAGCUCAGACCCCCCAGAUCCAGUCCAUCAGAAGGAUCCAGCAUUGAGGUGUGGGUGGCGUCUCCGUGCCGCUCCUCCGCCCUCCUCUUUGUCCACCAUCUAUCCGGCUCCUUGGGUCCAGCUAGUCUAAGCAGGAACCCGAGCUGGAACGUUCGGUGCUUUGCUGUUGUCCACAGCACUUUUGUAUUUUUAAAGAAACACCAUUAGAGUAAAUGAAAGGACACGUUUCUAUUGUGACCUCCAUGGCUGACUUCUGCUGUUCAAUAAAGAAAAGCCGACACCCUCAAUAA
Molecule: messenger RNA, 906 nt
Organism: Nerophis lumbriciformis (worm pipefish)
Lineage: Eukaryota; Metazoa; Chordata; Actinopteri; Syngnathiformes; Syngnathidae
Product: beta-crystallin A3-like
Biological process (GO): visual perception; lens development in camera-type eye
Molecular function (GO): structural constituent of eye lens
Source: RefSeq, a predicted model, not a curated record